UCGUGUGAGCUAUGUAUUUUUAAAAUUGUGCUUUUUUUCUGAAAAAAUAGUUUGAUUCGAUCAUUUAUUGGUUAAUAUGCAUUAAGGGGGAUCUAUUUUAGAUCCUCACAACAUAAAUUCAUCAUUUUUGCAAAGUAUUAUCCUUUUAAAUAGGUGUUAAAAGUUAGCGUCUGAUGCCGCUCAUAGAUUUUAGCACAAAAAUGGCAAAAUCACAAAUAAACACGAAGUCAAGAGACUAUGUGAAGGAUAAAGAUACAUUUCUGAAAGAAUUGAAACAGUUCAAUGAGAGUAAAAACAUACCGUAUAAGAUACCAGUAGUAAAUGGUGUGGAUAUAGAUUUAUAUCUUUUAUAUUCAUUAGUUCAGCAGAGAGGUGGCCUCAGUAAAGUAAAUCAAACUGACACAUGGGAAGCAUUUUUGAGACCACUUAAAUUGCCAUAUCCUUGUGUGAAUGGGUCCACGCUGUUACGUCGAAUAUAUGGCAUGUACUUGGAGAAAUAUGAAAGAGCCAAAGGUCCACCAGGGAGAGAUGAUGAUAAUGACAUGGACGAGGAUCCCAGGAGGGGGAGGGGAGGGGGCAUGCCGAGGAUAUCCUUUGGCAGCGGGACUUAUAUUUCAGCAUCCGGAGAACAGUUGAAAACAAGCACGCCUCGGUUCGCCGGUCCAUCUGAAAGACUGACACUAUCUUUACUAUCUCCUAUGCCCAAUGAGCAAGAUUUUGCAGUGAAUGUGUGUACGGUGUUAGCCGCUGAUCAUUCCAACAGGCUACCUUUGAACACAACGCCACAUAUAUUGGACUUUUUGUUGGCUCAUGCUGGUGUUUAUAAUCAUUCAAGCCUACGCGACACAAUCGGCCGCUCAUACUACGAAGCGCGCGGCCGCUACCCGCACGAGUUCUGGCAGAUGAGAGCGGGCGGUGGGGGCGCUAAGGAACUUGCAGACGAGACGAAGUUCAUGCAACCUGGUAUCGAACAACCGGAACUGAUGGUUCAAGCGCUAGCCGCACAUAAUGCGUUGACGGAUUGCUUGGUGAACGGGGGUGAUGAUGGUGAUAUUCUGGAUAAGGUUGUGGAUGAUCUUCACCAACAGGAAGUGGAAGACUGGGUGACUGAACCCUCGGAGGAAGACCAGCUCUUCGCCCCGGAGUUGCCUGGGGGAGCAAGCUGUGUGUACACACAGAGGGUCGUGCAAAUUGCGUCCAUUGUACGAUCACUGUCGUUCCAUGAAGAGAAUUUGCAGUAUCUGGCUAAGAAUACUACGCUUAUACGGUUUUUAUUGCUCUGUGCUAAUUGUUGGGUUGGUACAUUGCGUCAGAGUGGUUUAGAUACGUUGGGGAAUAUUUCUGCUGAAUUAAUUAUUAAGGACCCAGCAACCUGUCUUAUAUCGCGACACAUACUAUCCACAAUACAAACAUCCCUGUCAUCGCCGGACCGCGCUAGAAUAUUGUCAGCUCUUGAGUUGUUGAAUAAGUUGGCACAGAAUGAGUCCAAUGAAGAUGCGCUUUUGAAAUCUUUGGAGGCUAAGGUGUACAGCGACGUAUGCUCCCUCCUAACGCUACGCGAUAUAAUGGUGCUAGUGUGCACGCUAGAGUGCAUAUACGCACUUACAUCGCUAGGAGAGGCCGCGAGCGAGUCGGUGGCGCGAGUCACUGGCCUCGUGCACACGCUCGUGUCGCUUGUUACUGUUGAGGCACAAAGUUACGGGCCUCGUGCGUGCAUAUUAAUGAGGGUAGUUGAAACAGUCAGCGGUCCGGCAGUCGUUGAACGGGAGCCGGAGAGACCACAACCACAACCACAGCCCCAAACGCCGGUAAAAUCGCAAGAAUCUCCUUCACCUGCGCACGCGCACACGACCGCCGCGAGCGCUGCGCCCGCACCGCCGCUGUCCUCCAUACAGGUGUCGCACUUGCACCAGCGGACUGUACAAGAAAACGAGCACUUCGCACAAGCGUGGCUCCGUUCAGCGUACGAGCCGUUACCAGCCAACGACAACACUACGUUGGACGCCGCUGAACUGUACCGCCAUUACAUGACGAGUUGCACGAAGAUGGGGCGUAAGGGGAUUAUUGCGCCUGCACACUUUCCGCGGCUUGUGAGAACAGUGUUCGGCGGCACAGUGGGCCCCAACACAGUGGCAGCUGCGAACGGGGAGAUGCAGCAGAUGUACGUGGGCAUACGGGCCAAGCCCGGCGCGGUGAAGGUCAACCCGCCGCCAGGACCAUCAUCGCCAAUACUGAAGGCGCAACUGACAAACAAAACGCCUGAAGUUAAACCCGUUGUAGUUCAACCAGCGGCUCAACCGAUAUCGCACCCGCACCUCUCGCAAGCGCUGGAAUCGAACCCGUCCAACACUUCGCUGAUCAAACACCUACUCGCCCAUAAAGUAAGCCCCGGCAUACAACCGCAAGUUGCACAAAGACAGCAAAGUCAACAGCGAGUCGGGACGGUGGCGUCCGUUGUGAUACAAGGCAAUCAGAAUACGGCAAUGGAUGUGGACCCUGAAGCAUUGAUUAAAUGUACCACAAUAACCCCGGGUGGUGUUGCCAGUAAUACACCAGCUUUACAAGGCGAUAAGGUCAAUAUGACUGAAGAUAUCACUGUUCCUAAAGAAGAACCAGUGCAGAUACAGAUCGACGAACAAGCUCAAUUGACAAUUAAAGCGGCUCAAAACAAAAUGCUAGCUGAUCUUCUAGAAAAGAAGUCUAAUCCACCGGUCCAAGUUGUUCAAAUGUCGUCACAAAUGAACGCACCCACUAUACAAAUAACCGAAACGGGACAAAUAGUGCAAGUUAAACAAGAGAAUAACCCGGUUAUACAAAUAAACCCCGAACCUGUAGUAAUGCAAACAGCACCAUACAUACAAAUAAAGAACGAUCAAGGACAAUUGAUACAGAUUAAAAAUGAUUCCGGACAGAUUAUACAACUCAAAAGCGAUCAAGGCGUGAUACAGUUUAAAAAUGAUCAAGGGCAACUUGUACAGAUUAAAAAUGAUCAAGUGCCACAGAUAAUGCAAAGUGUCAUACAGAGUGUUAAGAGUGAGAAUGAAACGGUGAUAACAGAUCAUUCUUAUACGGAACCGCCGGCGAAGAAAGUUAAGACUGAGGAAAAAUCUGAGAAUUCACCACAAGAAAGUGUGUCAAAAACAGCGGCUAAUUUGUACGCGGCGCUAGCGGCGUCAGCGCUUGAAGAUGAAGAUGAUUUGUUGCCGCCAAAACAAGAGGAAGUGAUGCAACCCCCCAUGAUAGUCGCCGGCGGUGGGGAUAACCCUUCGGUAAUAAUACAAGAACCUUUGUUGCAGGUACAACAACCGACGAUGCAAGUUCAAGCACCAACCUUACAGGUACAACAACCGACAUUGCAAGUACAACAGCCGAUGUUACAAGUGCAACCGAUGGACGUGCAAAACAUUAUUGCGUCGCAGUCUGGACAACUUAUACUGCAGGAGAAAACAGUAGCAACUCAACCCACGCAAUUCGUUCAACAACCAAUGCAGAUUAUUGCUACGCCAAGCACAUCGCAAGGAGGAAUCGGAUACAUAACACAGAAUAUCCCGGGUAAUAUGAUGCAAAAAACUAUUAUUAUAGUCCAAGGACCAACUGGGGGCGGUCCUCUUACAUUGACGGUGAACAACCCGAGCGGCUUGGACGAGGCAACGCUAAACAAUCUCAUCGCACAGGCCACUGAGGCGAUAACGCAACAACAGAUAAUUCAGAACACCGGCGUGAUACAAUCAACGCAACGUGUGAUUGUCAGUCAGCCGACACUCGUGAGCACGGCACAGUCGAUCGCCGUGGUGAAAACGGCACUUGCACAGAAUGCACCUCAAAUAACGCCGAGUCAACAGCCCAUUAUAACAACACAGCCGCAACCUCACAAAGCACAGAUUAUAAACCAAUCACAACCACAACAGAUUGUUGUUACCCAAAAACAACCGCCCGCUCUAAUAAGCACUUCAACCGGCAACCCUAUAGUUGGCAACCAACAAUUAUUGCAAGGCAACCAACAGAUUAUACAGGGCAACCAACAAUUGUUGCAAGGCAACCAACAGAUUAUACAAGGCAACCAACAGUUAUUGCAAGGCAACCAACAAAUUAUCGCGGUAUCGAAUAACCAGCAGAUAAUAGUGAAUGCGCCGUUGAAACAGAAUGUGCAUAGAGUUGUUCAACAAUCGCAGAGGAGUCAAAUUACUACGGCGACGGUCAGUACUCCGACUGCUAUACAAAGUGAUACGAAAACGGUUGUGACGCAGAGCGCUGCUAAACCAAACCAGCCUAUGAUGCGCCAAGUGAUAACCCGCCAACCUGUGAUGGUCGGGAACACGAAAAUCGGCGACAAGGAGACUAUUGUCGCUCAGCCCGUUACAGAACAAAAACCACCGGUUACGUCAGCAACGCCACCGCCGGCACCGGCUGCCGGUACUCAAGAAGAUACCCCUUGGAUAUGCCAUUGGAAGGGAUGUGGGAAAACGUUCGGCAGCGCAUCAUGCGUAUUCACACACGCGGCACGGGCCCAUUGCCCCGGGGCCGCUGGGGCCUCCGGGGGCUCUGGGGCCUCCGGUGGGGACAUGCCGUGCAUGUGGCUGGAUUGUGAUAGAGUCCCCAGGAAGACAUUUGCGUUGUUGAACCAUUUGAACGAUAAGCAUUGUACGCCGCAGGCGCUAAAAGCGAUCUACAACUCGCGGCGGCACGCGGCGGCCGAGCCGGAGCCGAGCCGGCCCGCGUCGGUCGCGUACCCGCCCAACGCGGCGCUCGCAGCGCUCAACAAGCACGCGGCCGACCUGUACAACCCGCGCGAGCUUAUGCACACGGCCGACACUCGUGCGCCGGAUUCUGGGGAUGAAAAUGAAGGACCAGUGACGAAGAGCAUACGUUUAACAGCGGCCCUUAUUUUGAGGAAUAUCGUGAUUUAUUCAAACACUGGAAGACGAAUCCUGCGCCAAUACGAAGCCCAUUUAGCCGCCAUUGCUCUGAGCAACGUGGAAGCUUCUAGAACGAUCUCGCAAGUUCUAUUCGACAUGAACAAUAUAUGAGAGUCGGCCAAUGGGCACGGGCCCCAAGACAAUGUGUGAUGUGCGAUAAUGUGCUUUAUGACUGUGCAGUAAGGAUGGAACUUGCAUGAAUGUUUGUUUAAAGAACUGUAAUCGAAAAUGUGUUUUAUUACUUUAUAGUAAGGAUGAAACUUGCAUGACUGUUUGUAAGAACUACAAUAGAAAGAGUAAUGGAUGCACAAAUGUUUGUAACAAAAAAAAAAUCCUAUAUAGAUGUGAAAUGUCCUAAAUGAUUUUCUAUCGUUCAUAUUCCUUUGAUGUUUUUUUUCGUAUGGGCCUGCUGUUACGUUAUCCGUACUUUAUUUCUUUGAUAGUGAUGAUAUAUGUAAUUAAUAAACCAGUUUCAAUUUUAUGAUCGGUUUAUUGAUGACAGUAAUAAUGAUUAUUGUUGGGCAUAAAUUAUGUAGAUUUAUCGAUGAUACAAAUUGAUAAUACUGUAUAUUAUGAUAAGCUCGCGACUGCAUACUGACUUAGUAACUAUGAAUUUUUUCUGUAAUUAAAGAGCGUGUGAGCCGAGCAUACGUGCCAGAAGUGAAACUUCUUUGGCAAUAUUCAAAAAUCGUCGCUUUACUCCAUGGAGUGACGGUAUUGGCAUGACGCGACAUUGAAAUUUUACUCUCAACACGCUUAAGUUUCACUUCAAAAAAUAAAAUAAAUUGAUUGCGUAUAGCACUGACUCAAGAAGUACGGCUAGUCCAUUCAACGCGGAUCUGAUUAAAUAAUCAAUAUUAGAAAUGUACCUAUAUAAAGUCUGUUUUUUCUCUUUUGUAACGUUUUCGAACAAUUUGAAUGCGCUCUCGUGAUUGGUUGAAAAAUCUUUGUUGAUUCUAUGAAACUGAAGUCUAUUGGCUAUUGCUUGUAAGAACUUUUUGUAUUUAUAGUCUUUUUGAUAUAGUAGUUCAAAGUAUUUUUUAUGUUCAACUAGUUUAAAUCUAAAUUAAAUUAAGGCGAAUACUUAAGCAUAGUUAUUUGUGAAGUUUGUCAAAAUGACAGCUAUUUACUUAUUAAUGUAAGGAUAAAAAUCUAACUUGUAUAUUUUCAUAUACUUGAAGAAAAACAUACUUGUAUAGAGACUACGGAAAUCUCUUUUGAAUCAAAAGUAUAAUAAGUUAUUAAUUAUAUAGAGAUAAAAUAGAUUUAAAUAAGGUAUGACUGUUAGUUUGUUAGUUUUAGUGUUUAUUUAAAAAUGAACCUGAAAUAUAUUAUGAGGUUGUAUAUGUCA
Molecule: messenger RNA, 6267 nt
Organism: Colias croceus (clouded yellow)
Lineage: Eukaryota; Metazoa; Arthropoda; Insecta; Lepidoptera; Pieridae
Gene: Bap170
Product: AT-rich interactive domain-containing protein 2
Exons: 37
Coding region: 174-5027 (1617 amino acids)
Biological process (GO): regulation of DNA-templated transcription
Cellular component (GO): SWI/SNF superfamily-type complex
Molecular function (GO): DNA binding
Source: RefSeq, a predicted model, not a curated record